ACGACGUCGAUACAUUACUGAUCCUGCUUCUUCUUCUUCUUCUCUCAAUCACAAAUCACAAUCACCUGUUUUCACCUCUUCUUCUAGCUAGCAAGUAGCAACUAUAUAUACUUUCCCCACAGAUAAUGAAAGCUUCUUUGAUUUGUUCCCCCCUCCCGGUGGUGACGGCCGGGCUUCCCUUCUCACCUUCCCCGCUCCUCCUCCGUCCGAUAUUCAAUGACCACCACCAGUACAACUCUAAAUCAUCAUCAUCAUCCGUUAGCCUCAGAAAUGGACAAUACCGCCGCUUAUCGAAGAAGAAGAAGCGGAGAUCCAUCUCCGCUGUUAUCACCGAUAUUGUAUUGCCCCCCGCAGUUGCAGAUCCAGGUCAGGCUGAGGUCACUUGGCAGAUUGUCGUUGGUGCUCUCGCUGGCACGGCACCGUUUGUGGUUGCAGGGAUCGAGUUCAGCAAGAGAAUUGUAGCUCAACAAAGAUGUGAAGUAUGUAAGGGAUCGGGGCUGGUUUUGAGGGACAACAAAUAUUAUUUCCGAUGCCCUGGUUGUGGAGGAUUUCUCCCAUGGCAAUCAUGGAAAAGAUUCUUCUCUGGAUGAAAUGUGUAGCUCCCUCCC
Impatiens glandulifera is the source of this 608-nucleotide messenger RNA. RefSeq lists its product as uncharacterized. The transcript is spliced from 4 exons. Bases 126 to 590 code for a protein of 154 amino acids. Lineage: Eukaryota; Viridiplantae; Streptophyta; Magnoliopsida; Ericales; Balsaminaceae. The record is from RefSeq and is a predicted model, not a curated record.